This is a messenger RNA of Hibiscus syriacus, 1407 nucleotides long. RefSeq lists its product as uncharacterized. Gene Ontology annotation, biological process: translation. The record is from RefSeq and is a predicted model, not a curated record. Gene Ontology annotation, molecular function: RNA binding; structural constituent of ribosome. Lineage: Eukaryota; Viridiplantae; Streptophyta; Magnoliopsida; Malvales; Malvaceae. Gene Ontology annotation, cellular component: mitochondrial small ribosomal subunit; ribosome.
AUGUUUCAAACCCUGAACUUGAGUAGACUCUUGAGAUUUAGAGUUCUAGCUCGGUUCGCUGCCUCUGCUCCACUAUGUUAUAUUGCAUUUUCUGUUUUCGAUCCUACUGAUCCUUGCUCUGUCUCCUUUGUUUCUUUUUCAAAGCUACCUGGUCGCAAAACUUUCUCAUAUUUUCUUUCUUAUUUGUCUUUUUCCAGCCAUCUUCAUGGUUUAGGUUUCUUUUCCGGUCCUUUCAAUACCCAUCUAAAACUCCGCCUUCUUUUACAUGGGAAAUCUCUACGAAUAUUUUGCCGAACACUCAUUACUCAAACCGUAUUCCUAAAAACCCCCAUUAAACCCCAUUUCUCAUUCUGCCAAAGUGUCUCGACAUUUUCCUAUUUCCGCUACAACCAAACACCAAAAUCUCCACUUUCUUUUACGAGAUGGCAUUUCUCUAGAGACUUCUCUUCCGACGAGCUACACGAUGAUGAUCUUUUGGCUGAUGUAUUUGCUGAAAUAGAACUCGAGAAGCAGCAAGAAAAAGAUGAUAGGAAGAGAAAAGGUUUGGAUGAAAAGGAUAUUGAUGAAGAGGACAAAGAAGAUUAUAUGGGUGUUAUGCCACUGAUAGAGAAGCUUGAAAAGAGGGCGUUAAAGGAAAAGAAUUUUCGUAUAUCAUUUGAGCAGCCCAUGGAUUCGGAUUCCGAAAACGAGGAUGAGGGAAAUUACGAGAAGUGGGAAAACCAAUUUGAGAGGAAACAAAAGAUGCAUAAACAGUUGCUAAAGAACUUCUGCGAGUCAGGUAAACUCGAUGAUGCUUUUAAAUGGAUGAAUAAAAUUGACAAGUUCGAGGAGAAAUUUAUCCUUAAGCAAAAAUUGAAUAGGGCAAUGAGACUCCUUCAAUGGAAGGAAGCCUACGAUCCUAAUAAUCCUGCCAAUUAUGGAAUUAUGAAGGAUCAUCAAGUUGGCCCUUCUGUUGAUCGUGAGGAAGAAGCUGAAGAGGAGAAUGAGAAGAAAAUAAUAAGAAAAGCUAGUGGGGAUGAGGAUAAAGAAGAAUUUGAUGACAUGAAAGGGAAGUAUAACAUACUAUUAAAGAAGCUCAAUGCUAUUGACAAGAAACUGGAAGAGAAGCUAGCAGAGUUGGAUUAUACAUUCAGCUGGAAGGGAAAGCUUCUAGAGGAGGAAAUCAGAGACCUUGCAGAGGAAAGAAAUCCUUUAACAAAAAGAUGACCUCUUUACAGAAAGGGUUUUGAUGUGAGGUUGAUAGACGUAAACCGAACUUGUAAAGUAACAAAGGGAGGGCAAGUGGUCAAAUACACCGCUUUGAUGGCGUGUGGAAACUAUCAUGGUGUUGUUGGAUAUGCAAAAGCCAAAGCCAAAGCAGUCCCUAUUGCACUUCAAAAGCCCUAUGCCAGCAUAGUUCCAUUUUAA